Molecule: messenger RNA, 2451 nt
Organism: Rhopilema esculentum
Lineage: Eukaryota; Metazoa; Cnidaria; Scyphozoa; Rhizostomeae; Rhizostomatidae
Product: mannose-1-phosphate guanylyltransferase regulatory subunit alpha
Biological process (GO): biosynthetic process
Source: RefSeq, a predicted model, not a curated record
UCUUUUAUCAGAGGUGUCGAUCAAACAAAAGUAAACUUAAAAUGAAUGGAUCUAAAGACACAGUUGUUAAAAUUUUCUUCUUGACACAUGGUCGCCACGUCAUGUAUCUAACAGCAACAGUCACAGGGAUCACAGGUAUGGCCUAGGGAUUCAUGAAAACAAGACGUUUACUGCAAAAGAGCAAAGUAAAUCAGAUCUAGCUAUUUUACAGAAGAAUGGCAGGUCAAAAAGGCCCAGUAAAAGCAGUGAUAGUUGUUGGUGGACCGCAAAAAGGAACAAGAUUUCGACCACUUUCUUUUGAUGUUCCUAAACCACUGUUUCCAGUUGCUGGUGUUCCUCUGAUUCAGCAUCAUCUUGAAGCAUGUACAAAGGUAGAAGGUUUGACAGAAAUAAUUUUGCUUGGAUAUUAUCAGUCCAAUGAGCAUAUUGCAAAAUUUAUUGAAGAAAUGAAAAAGGAAUUCAACAUACCAAUAAGAUAUUUGCAAGAAUAUGACCCACUGGGUACUGGUGGUGGACUGUAUUUGUUCAGAGAUCAGAUUCAAGCUGGGAAUCCUGAAGCCAUCAUUGUCAUUCACUCAGACAUUUUCUGUAUCCCUCCACUGAACGACAUGCUUGACUUCUUUAGAAGAAUCAACGCUGAAGAGUGUGGGAAAUUUGUUAUUCUUGGAACACAGGUUUCAGACACCAUACCACAUCACACAAGAAAAGCUGCACCAACACAGACAUCAGAUCUAGGCAAUAUUGUGGUGGAUCCAUGCACUUUAGAGGUGCUACACUAUGUUGAAAAGCCAGAAAACUAUGUUAGCUCUAUUGUAAACUGUGGUGUUUAUAUAUUUGACCAAGGCAUUUUCCAAUCCUUGGGUGAUGUUUUCCAGAAAAAGUCAACAACAGUCAAUGAUGAUGGCCCCAGUGCAAACCCUGCAUCUAUGAUGCUGGGUAAAGACAUUUGUUCCCCACUUGCUGGACAAGGAAAGGUUUUUCUGCAUCUAAUGAAGAAUGCUUUUUGGGGUUCAAUGAAAAGUGCAGGAUCAGCAAUAUAUGCAAGCAGGCAGUUCUUGGCAUCUUACAGAAAACAUCACCAGGAGAGACUAGUAGAAAGUGCUGGUGGAAAGGCAACCAUUUUGGGGGAUGUAUUUAUUCACCCAUCUGCUACAGUACACCCAACAGCCAAAAUAGGUCCAAAUGUUACGAUUGGUAAGGACUGUCGCAUUGGCCCUGGGGCAAGGGUACGAGAGUCGAUAAUUCUUGAUGGUGCAGAGAUUGAUUCCCACAGCUGUGUGCUGUUUAGCAUCGUUGGCUGGAAGUGCUACGUCGGUGCAUGGUCCAGAGUUGAAGGAACACCGCAAGAACCUUGUGCCAACUUUCCGCAUGCAUUAGUGCCAAAUGAAUCGCUUUUCUUAUCAGAUGGAAAACUGAUUCCUUCGAUUACAGUUCUUGGCUGCAACGUUACAACUAUGAGUGGUAGCAUCAUCUUAAAUUCUAUUGUGCUGCCGCAUAAAGAACUUAGUACAAGUUACAAGAACGAAAUCAUUCUAUAAUUCACACGAACACAUCCUUUAAGAUUGCUUGAAUUAGGCCAUUUACGCAACACUAGAACAUUAUUUUCUUGCUUGAAUCUGGUAGUGGUAAUUCAGUGGUAAUUAAUUGUAAAAUUAUAAACAGUUGUAAACAGAUAAAUACUGCUAUAGGAAUUCUGUUUUUGUUGUUGAUUAGCGGUACCAAAAUACCUUUUAAAAUUAACACAAACUAACUUUUUGAAACUAAUAAUAAUUCCAAGACUUGGACGACCUUUUUGAGGGAAAAAUCGUAUGUUUGUGAGACCCAUUGGAUACUCAUAAAUAAUAAAUACCUUAUUUUGAUGUAUCUGUUUUGAUAUUCAAAUCGUUGAAGUAAGGGAUAUCGCUUUUCCUUGUGGACAGGGGUUUCAGUCAUACGUGCAAUGCCAUUUUAUAUCAUCCAGGCAAUAUUUUACCGUUUCCCCUCUUUUUAAUUAUUAUAAGAUUCCAAGAAAUCAUGCUUAAAAAUCCAGGCCUAUCUCAUUUUAAUACAAUUUUCUAAAAAAGUCCUCACUUGAUAACACUUUUACUAGAUUUCGCUGUCAAUAUUUGUCUUAACAAAACCAUUUACUUUGUUAAGCUUCCUUUUUGUAAUUAUUCUCUUUGCAUUUAAUAUAUUUACGGCAUUGGAAAUUAAUUGUAGUUCAGCAUUAAUAUGAACAGUGCAUUGUAUUUUAUUGAGGAAAUCUGCCUAAGAAUCAAUGAUUUCCAUUGCAUGAAAUGAAAUAAAGUUGGGAUGAAUCCUCCAUUGAAAAGGGUUAGAAGCAAAAUGUAUUGAAACUAAAUUGUGAUCGAAUUUAGAUGAAAAAGAAAGGAUACCGGCUUAGGAAAAGACUCAAAUUUUUUCGAAAUUUUUUUAUGAUGAUUAAAUGAAAUUUAAUCAGAGUUAAUUUAA